Cyprinodon tularosa is the source of this 9971-nucleotide messenger RNA. It is a transcript of the gene nbeal2, whose product is annotated as neurobeachin-like 2. The record is from RefSeq and is a predicted model, not a curated record. The transcript has 55 exons. Gene Ontology annotation, molecular function: protein kinase binding. Gene Ontology annotation, biological process: intracellular protein localization. Gene Ontology annotation, cellular component: cytosol; membrane. The coding region runs from base 490 to 8940 and encodes 2816 amino acids. Lineage: Eukaryota; Metazoa; Chordata; Actinopteri; Cyprinodontiformes; Cyprinodontidae.
UUGAACUGCUGCUCUUGUCAACAGUAGUUGAUGAUCAGUCGCUCCUUUGAAAGCUCUGGACCCACACGGGCAGCGCUGUGCUUUCUGAGCCCUAAACGGAUGGCAUCUGUCGCUUCUCCCGUGGGGGAUUCACUCCAAUAAAAACACAGCAACAAGCUCUCGGUAACUGCGGACAUACAUGGGUGUUUCUCCGCGCGUGCAUUUCCACGCAUUUUCCUCCUCUGUCUGCUUGCACAGUUUCGGCAAGUGUUCGGAGCGGCGGCUUGUUUGUUUUUGGCGUUUUCAGACAACUUUGCGCGUCGAUACAGAGAUAACUUUUUAAUAUUUAUUUCAUCAUUCGGAUUUUUUUUUUGUGUGUGUGUGUGUGCGUCUGUUGGAUAUUUGCAGGAAUGGUUGGCAGGAGCGCCCCGCGCGCCCCUGCCUUUAGGAGACAACUUCAGACAGACGGCGCUCGUAUGAAUCUUUAAAAGAAUAAAGAGAUCCAAACAGAUGAGCAACCAUAGAGGCGGAGGGAUGGCAUCGAAGGAAAGGCUCUAUGAGCUGUGGAUGUUGUACUACACAAAGAAAGAUUUAAGCUACUUACAGCAGUGGCUUGAGGCAUUUGUGGCAUCCUUUGAGCGGCUCAUCGAUGUGCAAUCUCUGGAGCCCCGGAGGCUGGAGGAAAGCAGCUCAGAAGUGCCCCUGCUCCCCAGGGAGGUCCUGGUGUUCCUCAGCACCCAACUAUGGCACAGCGCGCUCCACCUCUCCAGCACCACUGAGCACAACGGGAGCACUCCUCACCCGCUGCUCCUCAUUAAGUUCUUUAUCAUUGUCUGCAGAAAUCUUGAGAACAUCGAUCCCGAAAAGACUCCCAGCUUUGUUUUUGAAACAAUCAAGCUUUUAAAUUUCUGUUUGGACCAGCUCAAGAAGGGAGAAGGGGAGAAGUCAUCCUUGGAGUCGGUUGUGCAGUAUGGACUAGUACUCUGUGAGAGUCUUUUUGACCCUUAUCAGACGUGGAGGAGGCGUCUGGCAGGGGAGGAGGUGAGCUUGCUGGAAAGAAACAAGUAUAAGUUCUCGCCGUUGGCCUUGCCAGAGGAGCUGCCUGCUCUGUUCCAUGAGAGUCUCCAGGACAGUGAAAACAUCCCAGAAUUCCUUACACUCAGACUGGUUCAUCUCCAAGGUGCUGUCAUCAGUGGAGGAAAGAAAAAUGGCCUCCUCUCCAUCAGCCCUCAGUCUGUCGAGGACCUGUUCUCUGUUUUACGGGUGUGGUGCUGCCGGAUCUCUGCUGAACCUAAAAGCACCAGGCUGCCGCGGUUGAUUCUGCAGUGCCUGACGGCGAUGAUCCACCUCCUCCAUUCCAGCAGCCCUGCCGAGCGGCAGGUGGAGAUCAAGACCAUACUAGAAAGCUACUUUCAACUGCUCAACUGGAACCGUCCACUCAGCAGCGACCAGGAAGACAGGCGGAGCUGGGAGGACAGCCUGAUAUUGCUUCAGAGCCAGAUGCUAACUGCUGUUCCUGAGAUCCUGCAGUGUGCUGACAGACCUGUCCUACAAGCCAUCUUCCUCAACAACAACUGCUUUGAGCACAUCCUCAGGCUGAUCCAGAACAGCAAGCUCUUUCAGAGCAGCAGGUGUAGGCCGGAGAGUGAGGUUGUGUGUGACCUCGCCACACAUUUACUCACAGAUGUCAAAGUGGACCAGGUGUUGGAAAAAGGAGCAGACAGCAUAACAGUCCAUGCCUUGGGGGUCCUUACAGCUAUAAUGAGCAACUCCCAAUCUGCUAAGGAGGUUUUCAAGGAGAGGAUUGGCUACUCCCAGCUGUUUGAUGUACUGAAAAGUCAAGGUCAACCCACCAAGCGACUGCUGCAGGAGCUGAUGAACAUGGCGGUGGAGGGCGAGCAUGCCCACGCUCAUCACCUUGGCAUUAGCAACGACCAGCCCUUGCUGCUGCUUCUGCAGUGGCUGCCUGACCUGGCGGGUCAGAGGGACCUCCAGCUGCUAGUAGCCCAGUGGCUGGCAGCUGUGUCCGGAGGCUCCCGGUCGUGCCGCACUGUGGCUGUGGAAGCUGGGAUGGUGGGGGCUUUGCUGCAGGUGCUCUCCCAGCCCCAAAGUCUGGACAGACAGUGUGCAGACGCCCUGCUUGGCCUCCUGCAGGAUCUGGGUUCCUUGUGUCUCAGACCAGAGGAGAUGAAGAGCCUACUAAGACUUCUCAGGACUGAUCAGGACAAUGCUGCAGUGGGAGGGAGGAUGCACCCUUAUUGCAUCCGAAUGAUAUGUGUGAUUUCAGCCAUGGCGGCCAGAGAGGGCCGGGAUAGUGCGCUGCAAUAUUUUGAUCUCACGCCCCCUAUGGCAGGUAUUAUGGUCCCGACGGUCCAACGCUGGCCAGGCAGCGGGUUUGCAUUUCAUGCCUGGCUCUGCCUCAACAUGGACUUCCCACCUUAUCACACAGAGUUUUUUAAUAACAACAAACAUCCCGCCAACACUGACAAGGGACCUCAGUAUGAAAUGGGAAAGGGGCCACGCAGAAAGCAACUCUACAGUUUUUUCACAGCAAGUGGAACCGGCCUAGAAGCGUUUUUUACCAUGGAGGGUGUCCUGGUAGUAGCUGUUUGCACUAAGAAAGACUACAUGGCCGUUGCUGUUCCUGAAUACCCACUAGUUGACUCAUGUUGGCAUUCGGUGGCUAUAGUGCAUAUCCCAGGUCGUCGUCCUUUCGGACAGAACCUGGUAACAGUCUACAUCGAUGGAGAGCAACAGAAAACUGCACAGCUUCGUUUCCCAUCUUUCAAUGAGCCGUUUAUCUACUGCGGCAUCGGCUCCGCAGGCCACCGCACCACUACCACCACCACGUCUCCAAACCUUCCCUCAUCUUUCACCUCCUGCCCGUCACCAGAGUUUGCCUUCCCAUCCCAUGCUCCUUCCCUCCUUCGAUCCCAGUCCUUCCCAGCAUCCUUUGCAGGCGGCCGAUGGGGGCCUACGGCGGACUCCCCGGUGCACACCAUCUCAGCAGGACUGCAGGACACAGAGUGGGGAUCGCCAACCUCUCUAGAUGGGCUGCUGGGCACCGCCUUCAUCUGCCAUGAGGCUCUGCAGCCUGCCCAGGCUCGCGCUCUGCACGCUGCAGGCCCUAAUCACGUGCCCUUAUUCAAAGCGGACGGAGAGUUAUCUGAACUCAACAGCAAGCUGGUGCUGUACUACACUCCACAGGCUUUCAAGAGUCAGAUAUGUCUGGAUCUGGCACCUCAUCACCAGCAUGAUGGUAGACUAACAGGACACAGAGUGGUCAGCUGGGACACCAAGGAUGUUUUGAAUGUGGUAGGGGGAAUGGGGGUUUUGUUGCCCCUGCUAGAGCAGGUGUGUGAGGCGGAGCAGGUGUGCAAUGGUGGUCAGGAGACUUCAGACCUGCUGGGACCAGAGAUCACCUCCUCUAGAGGCCCGGCCGCCAUGCUGCUGCCUCUUAAUAAAUCUGCAGAAGGCAGACUUGAAAGAAACAGCAUUGCUGCCUUCCUGCUGAUGGUGAAAAACCUGAUUCGUCACCACCCUGUCAAUCAGGAGAGUCUGCUGCAGUGCCAUGGGCCCAGCAUCAUCGGUGCCAUGCUCAGCAAAGUUCCAGGCACUAUGAUGGACAUGAACGUUCUCUUGGCAUGCCAGCUUCUCCUGGAGCAGGUUUUCAACGAGGGAAACAGCCAGCUCCUGCAGCAGCUCUACCAACAUCUGUUAUUUAACUUCCGCAUCUGGACAAAAAGCCAUUUUGCUGUUUGUUUAGCCCAUGUGCAAUAUCUGUCAUCUGUGAUAAACAAGAGCAAGCAGCGUAUGAAGAGAAAGUAUGGGGUGCAAUACAUUCUGGACACUAUUCGGACAUACUACAGUGUGGAGCAGGAUGGCAGCCCUCUCUCUGAUGAGAAACAGACGAUUCAGACGGCCCUCUUCUCGCUGCUGAAAGAUUUCCUCAAGUCUCCGACACAAGAGGAGCUGCACAGCGUGCUCGCCUACAUCCUGACAGUCGGAGAGGAGCAGCAGGUGGUGAAGGCGCUGGAUGUGCUGUAUGAGCUCCUAAGGAGCAGCCCGCCUCGGGAGCAGGUGCAGACUGUGCUCCUGGAGUGGGGCGUGGAGCAGCUGUAUAGCCUCCUGCUCACCCAGAGCUUUGGAGAUGAGGCCAGAGAGAGGGUGUUCAGGGUUUUGUACAAAAUUCUGAAAAGUGAGAAAGUGUCGGAGCGUAACAAGCAACGAAUCAAGCUAAAGGAUUUUGGUUAUCUCGGAAUGGUUUGCUUUCUGGAAGAUAUUCCUGUGACCAUGACAACCGUCCGCUGUUUGUACGAGCAGGUCCUCGCCACAGAUGCCAGUCCUAAUUUUAGAGACCUCCUUGCUGUGGUCUGUCUGUCCCAUCGGGCUGAACUAACCGUCCGAUUGGACGUUUGCCGCAAGCUCUUUCAUCUGAUCUACUCCAACGAGGAUUAUGUGAAGCAACUCGCCAAACAGCCCGGCUGGCAGGACGUUCUGACCAAACUCUAUGUGAAGGAGUCCUACGAAGCUCAUGUUGGGAGCAUCACAGAUUCUGAUAACCACAGCGGCUUUGCACCCAGCUUUCGGCCCCCACUGCGCAGAGACCAGUCCGUGGUGGAGGACUCCCGCACCGACAUCUACUUAAACUACCGUAACUCCCAGGACAUUGAGGACGAGGAGGAGGACGAAUGUGGUCACCGGGACAUCUCUGAGGGCUUCUCUGAUUUAUCCCAGUCGCCUCCUAGUGGAGACAGAGGACCGCUGAAGAACUAUGAUGGCGGCCUUCAUUUUAAGUCGUUUGAUUCUGUGGAUCAGGGGAGCCACUCGUCCUCCACCUCCAAUCCGGUUGACAUUUCAUCAACUCGACCAGAUGACGAAGGAAGGGACUACCAGCCGCUCUCUCCGUUUGGCACAUCUCCCUUUGAUUUGGAGUUGGGAGGCAUGGGGGACACCGGCAGCCACACCCCUGCAGGCAGUUUGACCAACACGCCGUCUCCUCUGGAACACUCAAAGCCAUUUCCACCACUAAGGCCGAGGAAGAGCUCCAGUUUGUCAAACGUGCUGGAUGACACCAGCUAUGGGACAGACCCUCCAACUGGAGACACCAUCUCCAACACGUCCAACCCUCAGCAGACCCCCGAGGAGGAGCUGUGCAACCUGCUAACCAACAUCGUCUUCUCCGUACUGUGGAGUGGCAGUGGGGCUGAGGGGGCAGAAGACGUGGUGUGGAGGGAGAGGGGGCAGGUGUUUUCUGUCCUCACCAAACUGGGCUCCUCCUGCCAACUGGUUCGUCCUCCUGAUGAGAUAAAACGCAGUCUUUUGGAAAUGAUGCUGGAGUCCUCCCUGUCAGACCUGAGGGAUGCACAGGGCGUGUCUCUGCCCUUCUGUCCCAGUCUGGUGCGGCUCCUCAGGCUGCUGCAGGACUUCCUGUUUGCUGAGGGCACAGACAACAGAACCCUGUGGAGUGAGAAGAUCUUCGAAGGGGUGGUGAACCUGCUGGACAGGUUACAGGCCUGGCACAGCACCCCCGGCAGCCCUGGAAACACUGAACUGAAGGAGAUGGCCCAGAUUGGCCUGCGUAUCAUUCUGGGAUACAUCCAACAGCAGAACUCACAGGUGUGUGAGAUGGCCUAUUUGAAGCUUCACAGUCUCCUCCAGACAGUUCUCUGUCUGAGCUGGGAGGAGGUCUGCUUCCUGCUGGGAAAGCUUGGCGCCCCCUUGUGGCCGGAUGGUAUAAUGGAUGACACAAACAGCAGUCAUUCAGAGACCUUCUCCCAGUUGGUACCCAUUAUGAGGACUCUGCUGGAUCAACACGCAGACCCCAUUACCCUCCAGAACCACUUGCCCAACCUGCCCAUCACCAACGGCAGCACCACGUUCGCCGAGGACCUGAAGGUUUACUGUAACGCGCUGGAGUGGCAGAGCUUUUACCAGCAGAAGGUUCAGCCCACCAUGGAGCAGUACGAGUUGGACACGUUUGGACGGAGUCAUGACAUCAUGUCCAAUUUCUGGAACUCCUGCUUUGAUGAUCUGAUGAGCACUGCGUUUAAACGAGACAAAGACAGGUCUGACAGCAAGUCCAAGUUUCAGGAGGUGAUUGUGGACCCCUACAUGAAGCGAGUACGCAGUGAGAACAACCGGUACACUAUUUGGCAGAAGCAGAACUCCAGCCAGCUGGGCAUGGUGUGGCAGCACUGGAGAGCGCUCCGCCGGCUCUUCACCUGUGAGAGGGGAGCCUGGGCUAACGGAGUUCAGCCAGAGGUGAAGUGGAAAUUGUCCGGCGCUGAAACUUAUUCAAAGAUGCGACUCAAACUUGUGCCCAAUUAUAGCUAUGAUCCACACUGUGAAGCCAGCGCCUUGAGGGAUAACAUGGGAGCUGAAAGUCCCCGCAGCUCUGAACCACUCCCACUGGCUGUUGCUAAGGAAGCCAAAGUUAGCGACAUGGAGGACGAUCAUUUGGAAGAUGAGGACCUAGUCUUUUCAGAUAACAAAGGGGAAGGAGAGGAUGAGAGUCAGAAAGAAAAGCUGGUUCUGUCAGAAGACUGUGAGCUCAUCACCAUUGUGGCCGUGGUUCCAGGUCGGCUGGAGGUCACCACGCAUCAUCUCUACUUCUAUGACGGCAGCAGUGAUAAAGAGGAAACCGAAGAGGGAAUUGGGUUUGAUUUCAAGAGACCUCUGUCUCAGCUUCGGGAGGUCCAUCUGAGGAGGUACAACCUGCGGCGAUCUGCGCUUGAGCUUUUCUUCAUCGACCAAGCUCAUUACUUCAUCAACUUCAGAAAGAAGGUGCGAAACAAGGUGUACUCAAGGAUUCUGGGUCUGCGACCUCCAAACCUGUUUUAUUUCGGCUCCCGUUCCCCUCAAGAGCUGCUGAAAGCAUCAGGCCUUACUCAGAAAUGGGUGUACAGAGAAAUCUCAAACUUUGAGUACCUAAUGCAGCUGAACACCAUCGCUGGGCGGACUUACAACGACCUGUCCCAGUACCCUGUGUUCCCCUGGGUUUUGUGUGACUACACUUCUCCUGUUCUGGAUCUGGAGGACCCCUCGGUUUUCAGAGAUUUAUCCAAGCCUAUAGGUGUGGUCAACCCACGUCAUGCACAGAACGUCAAAGAAAAGUACGAGAGCUUUGAAGACCCGACAGGCACCAUCGACAAAUUCCACUAUGGGACACACUACUCUAAUGCAGCAGGAGUCAUGCACUACAUGAUCCGGAUGGAGCCGUUCACCACCCUGCAUAUCCAGCUGCAGAGUGGCAGGUUUGACGUCGCAGACAGACAGUUCCACUCAGUGGCGGCAGCUUGGCAAACUCGCAUGGAGAGCCCGGCUGAUGUCAAAGAGCUCAUCCCUGAGUUCUUUUACUUCCCAGAGUUCCUGCAGAACAUGAACGGCUUCGACCUGGGUCGCUUGCAGAUGUCUCAGGACCUGGUUACAGAUGUUGUGCUCCCUCGCUGGGCAACAUCAAGGGAAGACUUUAUCAGGAAACACCGGAAAGCUCUGGAGUCCGAGUACGUGUCCUCCCACCUCCAUGAAUGGAUCGACCUCAUCUUUGGAUGCAAACAGAGAGGAGAGGAGGCAGUGAAAGCUCUCAAUGUAUUCUACUACUGCACUUAUGAGGGUGCUGUGGAUCUGGAUGCAAUUGCCAAUGAGACUGAGCGAAAAGCAUUGGAAGGCAUCAUCAGCAACUUUGGACAGACUCCCUGUCAGCUUCUUAAGGAGCCUCACCCUCCCAGAAUGACAGCCCAGAACGCAUCCCGGCGGCAGGCCCGCCUGGACACUCUACCUGCAAACAUCUUCGAGCAUCUUGGCAAACUCAGACCAUUUGUGGAGGUUGUCAGUGAUGGGCUUCCUCUGGUUCAAGCACUGGUGCCAAAGAACCAGAAUCACUCCAUCAUGCAUGGCUCAGAUACACUGGUUACUGUAAGCUCUAGUGGUUUGAUUGGGACUCACAGCUGGCUUCCAUAUGACAAAAACAUCACAAACUACUUCACCUUCACUAAAGACCCCACCAUGACCAAUCCCAAGACUCAGCGUUUCCUGGCAGGACCUUUCUCACCUGGAGUGGAGCUCAGCGCCCAGGUGCUGGUGGUGUCCAACGACGGCCGUCUGCUGUUCAGCGGCGGACACUGGGACUGCAGCCUCCGCGUCACUCAGCUGGGGAAAGGAAAGCUGGUGGGCAGGAUCUGCCGACACAUUGAUGUCGUAACCUGCUUGGCUCUGGAUCUGUGUGGCAUCUACCUCAUCUCUGGUUCAAGGGACACCUCCUGUAUAGUGUGGCAGGUUUUACAACAGGGCGGAUUCUCCAGCGGCCUGUCUCCUCGGCCAGUGCAGAUCCUCAGUGGACACGACCAGGAGGUGACCUGUGUGGCCAUCAGCACUGAACUGGACUUGGCUGUAUCUGGGUCAAAGGAUGGUACAGUGAUUGUGCACACGAUCCGACGGGGCCAGUUCCUGAGGUCACUGCGGCCCACCGGCGAAGGCAACGUACGUGCUCCGAUCGCUGCCCUCCAGGUGGGGAUGGAGGGCCACAUCGUGGUGCAGACGUCUCAGGAGGAGAGAGCUAACUGGAAGGGCAAGCACUCCAUCCAUGUUUACUCUGUGAACGGCUGUCUGCUGUCCUCUUUCACCAUGGAGGAGCAGAUGACUGCACUUCACCUGGUGUCUGAAUAUGUGAUCGUGGGAACCCUGCAGGGCGGCCUCCACAUCCGGGAUUUAUUCAGCCUGGAUUCCCUGACAACACCCCUGGCCUUGAGGGUUCCUGUGAGGAGUGUGUCUGUCACUAAGGAGUUCAGCCACAUACUAGUGGGCCUGGAGGACGGGAAGUUAAUAGUGGUGGGGGCAGGGAAGCCUGAAGAGGUUCGCUCAGGACAGUUCUCCCGUCGCCUUUGGGGCUCCACGCGCCGAAUCUCUCAGGUGUCAUCGGGUGAAACUGAGUACAAUCCUGCUGAAAACACCACGAAAUGAGAGGACCAGCGAUAUUUGGACUCGAUAAAUGCCUUAAAGAAAAAAAAAAAUGGGGAAACUUUAUUCAUAAGCCUCUGAUAUCUCUCUGGGAGAGAAAUUAUACACUGAGCACUUUUACGAAAAUAAAUCCUAAAUGUUUUUUUUAUAUUUUGUUUCAGAUUUCUUUAGAAGGUGUGCAGUUUUUAAUCAGCAUCAAUCCAAAGAGUCAUCUUGUUUCUCUUAUUUCUGGCGGAAGAGCAUGGUGAUGGGAGUAUCUUUGGGCUGUAAACUCAUGAUGGACUGCAUGAACUCAAGUCACAUUUCCGACAAAUGACUCAGUCCGUCCCCAUCCUAAACACCAAGCACAACUCCUUGGUGCUGUCAGAGUCAUAGAUGGGAUCUCGGCACUCGUAAAAAAACAAACAAAAAAAAACUCCUAAAGCCAUUGAAUGGCAACGGGAUCUUCUUAAAACUCCUGGAAACUUGAAAGACGCAAAAAAAAAAAGAAGAAAAAAAGAUUUUUCCUGCUGCAAUACUGGGGAACUCCACAAGAGGGCGAAACUUGUACAGAGAGUUUAGGAGAUGGGUGGAAGAAGCUUGUGCUGUGUUGUGGGUUUAACAGAUGUAUGGACUUGCAGUUUAUGGGUCUGCAUUCCUUUUAAGGCUCAGAGAAAUUAAAAACUGUUACAAUUAAAGCAGCCCUGCUUUGAUAGUCAAGUAUGUGAAAUGUAUUCACUGUUUUAAAAAUGAGCUUACAUGUGAUGAACCUCAGAGGAAGCCUUCUGUUGCCUUACACCAACAAACGACCUUUAUGAACAGCUUAAUUUAAUUGUUUGGUUUUUUUUUGCUUCUUUCCACAUUCCUAUAUCCUUGUUUGAUUUUUAUCAGAUAAGUGCCUAAUUUUCCCUCCACUCCUGGGCCUUGUAAUAAACACUGAAUAUUAAUUGAUGGUUUUACUGUAAAAUGUGACACUUUACUGCUCCUUUGUGACCUGGAUGUGAUGGAGAUGUUCUGAAGGAAAACCAUCAGUAAACUAUCAUCUGUUUGAUCUA